Messenger RNA from Daphnia pulicaria, 1047 nucleotides. RefSeq names its product alpha-(1,3)-fucosyltransferase C-like. The record is from RefSeq and is a predicted model, not a curated record. Gene Ontology annotation, molecular function: alpha-(1->3)-fucosyltransferase activity. Gene Ontology annotation, cellular component: membrane. NCBI's taxonomy places the organism in Eukaryota, Metazoa, Arthropoda, Branchiopoda, Diplostraca, Daphniidae. Bases 1 to 1047 code for a protein of 348 amino acids. The transcript has a single exon.
AUGGGGCAGGAGCCGUUCGUCCGGGCCGGAUGUCGCGUCACCAACUGCAUGACGACAGACGACCGAAAUUUCCUCAACGACAGCGACGCUCUUCUCUUCCACCCCAUCAACUACGAUCCGGUCGGCGACGUGCCUCCGCACAGGAAUCCUCACCAACGUUACGUGUUCCUGUUUUACGAAGCCGAAACAUCCGGCAGGAUUUAUCCCGUUUUCCAGCAUCCAGCGGCUCGUGAAGGAUUUUUCAACUGGACGAUGACUUACCGUCGGGACUCGGAUGUUUAUUCACCCCAACCGUACGGAAUUUUACGACGGAAGAAUAGGACUUCGUCGAUAUUAGACAGAGAGACUUUGCCUGUCCAAUUGGCUCCGGGAUUAUUGCCGCCUGAUCCGGCAGUGUUCCUAGAAACGCUAAUGAAUAACACUAAUAGCAGUGGGAGGAGUGAUGAUCAUUUGGUGAGUAAGAAAACAAAGAAAAUCGCCUGGUUCGUCUCCAAGUGCUGGACUCAAAGCCGCCGCGAGAAUUUCUUCCGCCAACUGUUUGAAUUCUAUCCGUCGAUCGACGUCUAUGGCGAAUGCGGAAUCAAAGGGCUGGAUUGUCAACCUUGGAAGAGCCUUGAGUGCGACAAGAUUAUUGGCGAUUACAAAUUCUACAUCGCAGCGGAAAAUAGCUUCUGCCCCGAUUACGUCACGGAGAAAUUCUACCGGGCUCUCCAAGUUGGCGCCGUGCCCAUCGUUUACGGGGGCUCCGAUUAUUCCGCCUACGCCCCACCGUAUUCGUUCAUCCACGCUGCCGAUUUCCAGUCGCCGAAAGACCUGGCCGAUUACCUCUUCCUACUGGAUCAAAAUCCCAAGCUCUACGCCAGGUAUUUGGAAUGGAAGAAGGACUGGAUUGUGGAUCGACAGCCGUUUGACGGCUGGUGUUCCCUUUGCGAGAAACUCAAUCAUCCGGAUGCUAACCAAACGUCUAAAAGUUACCAAGACAUUGCCAAGUGGUGGUUUGAUGAUAUCCUUUGCCUUCCGAAGUCGUCAAUAUCGAUUAUCACAUAA